Molecule: messenger RNA, 1366 nt
Organism: Cucumis sativus (cucumber)
Lineage: Eukaryota; Viridiplantae; Streptophyta; Magnoliopsida; Cucurbitales; Cucurbitaceae
Product: probable O-methyltransferase 3
Exons: 2
Coding region: 54-1127 (357 amino acids)
Biological process (GO): methylation
Molecular function (GO): S-adenosylmethionine-dependent methyltransferase activity; protein dimerization activity; O-methyltransferase activity
Source: RefSeq, a predicted model, not a curated record
GACACAUCAACAAAGUGUGUUUUGAAAAUUAUUUCUCUCUUUCUGUUCUGAAUAUGAAUAUGGAGGGUGGAAAGAUGUUGGCAAUGGGAGGGGAUGAGUUGUUAGAAGCUCAAUCUCACGUAUGGAAUCACAUCUUCAACUUCAUAAACUCAAUGUCUCUCAAAUGUGCAAUCCAACUUGGAAUUCCAGACGCCAUCCAUAGCCAUGGACCCAACCCUGUGCCUCUCUCUAUUCUUGUUUCAUCUCUCCAACUUCAUCCUAAUAAAACCCAAUUCAUAUACCGUUUGAUGCGUUUACUAACUCACUCUGGUUUCUUUGUUCAACAAGAAGAAGGAUAUAUUCUUACCAAUUCAUCUCGCCUUCUCCUUAAAGACAAUCCUUGUGCUGUAUCUCCUUUCCUACUUUCCAUGCUCCAGCCAGCCCUCACAGAUCCAUGGCAGUUCCUCUCAAUCUGGUUCCAGACUGACGACCAAACGCCAUUCGAGACAGCACACGGAGUGCCCUUCUGGAAGUACAUGAGGAAUAAGCCAAAAGAAGGGGAGGUUUUUAAUGCAGGCAUGGCGAGUGAUGCGAGGUUGGUGAUUAAUGUGUUAUUGGAAAAACAUAGAAGUGUUUUUGAAGGAGUUGAGUCGUUGGUUGAUGUUGGUGGUGGCACAGGAACUGUGGCCAAAGCCAUUUCCCAAGCUUUUCCACAAAUGGAAUGCACUGUGUUGGAUCUUCCCCAAGUAGUGGCUCAUUUGAAGGGAGAUCAACCAAACUUCAAAUAUGUUGAAGGAGAUAUGUUUACCCUUAUUCCUCCGGCUGAUACUAUUCUGUUGAAGUGGAUAUUACACGACUGGAGCGAUGAAGAAUGUGUGGAGAUUUUGAAGAAGUGCAAAGAAGCAAUCACAGGCAGUGGUAGUAAGAAAGGGAAAGUGAUGGUAAUUGAUUUGGUGUUAUUUAAUACGAAAAAUGAUGCAGAUUCAAUUGAGACACAACUAUUGUACGACAUGUUGAUGAUGAUUGUACCUGGAGGAAAAGAAAGAGAGGAAAAGGAAUGGGCUAAAUUGAUUAAAGAAGCUGGAUUUAGGGCCUACAAGAUCUUCCCUAUUUUAGACUUAAGGUCUCUGAUAGAGAUUUAUCCAUGACAUCACUUCCUUUUCUAACAACUUCAUACAAGGGAGAUGAAUUUGAUUACUGAAUAAAGUAUUUAGGUCAAUCUUAAUUAAGUCUGGAUUGUUAUGGUAGAAGUUAUCUAUUUUGGAUUUAGUGAAACAAUGUUGCCAUUGAAGUUUGGAAUAAAACAAAUUUGCUUCCAUAUCAUGUAUUAGAAAUUAGUAUCUUUGAUUUACAAAUAAAAUAAGAUCAUUUCAUAUUUACUAUUUUA